AUGGCAAACGAUCCUCAUACUAACCGUGGUAGUCAAGAACAAGUUGAAAGUAAUGCAAAUCCUGUAGCUGAUAAAGGCGAUGUUGCUAAAGAAGAGGAGGCUACUAAAGAAGAAUUAUCCAGAGAAAGUAGUGAAACUAAUAUUGAUAUAAGCAAAUCAACACUUACACUUAGAGCUUUGGUAUCUACUAAAGAAGCUGGUGUUAUUAUUGGUAAAGCUGGUAAAAAUGUUGCUGAACUUAGGGAAGUAACUGGAGUAAAAGCUGGUGUAACAAAAGUUGUUCAAGGCGUUCAAGACAGAGUAUUGUCUGUUGUAGGUACACUUGAAGGUAAUCCUGUCAAUGCUAGUCCUAAUUCUACACCUAUCACGCCACCACCUAAUGCUUACACUUCUGUCCGUCUGCUUAUAUCCCAUAAUUUAAUGGGUACUAUUAUUGGUAGACAAGGUCUUAAGAUUAAACAUAUUCAAGAUGUCUCCAGUGCUAGAAUGGUAGCAUCAAAAGAAAUGUUACCACAAAGCACAGAAAGAGUUGUUGAAGUUCAAGGAACGGUUGAAGCCAUACGUUUAGCAGUUUGGGAAAUUGGUAGAUGCCUUAUUGAAGAUAAUGAACGUGGUAUUGGAACUGUAUUAUAUAAUCCUGCCAUUAGGGUCACCUCAACUUAUCCCCCAAUCCGUAGAAAUGAUUACACCACUCGCACAGGAAAUGGGACCGAUUUCACUCGUUGUAUUAUUGGUAAAGGAGGUUCUAAAAUAUCUGAGAUUCGUAGACUUUCAGGUUCUCGUAUUAGUAUUGCUAAAACUCCACAUGAUGAGACCGGGGAACGUAUGUUUACGAUCCAAGGAAGUGCCGAAUCUAAUGAGAAGGCUCUCUUUUUAUUAUACAACCAAUUGGAAAACGAAAAGGAACGUAGAUUAAAUGCUGCCAUUAAUGGUGGCGAUUCAGAUGCUUAA
Messenger RNA from Entrophospora candida, 951 nucleotides. NCBI's taxonomy places the organism in Eukaryota, Fungi, Glomeromycota, Glomeromycetes, Entrophosporales, Entrophosporaceae. The record is from the annotation of a GenBank genome assembly.